Abrus precatorius (Indian licorice) is the source of this 1617-nucleotide messenger RNA. RefSeq names its product serine/threonine-protein kinase UCNL-like. Gene Ontology annotation, molecular function: protein serine/threonine kinase activity; ATP binding. The transcript has a single exon. Bases 166 to 1314 code for a protein of 382 amino acids. Gene Ontology annotation, cellular component: cytoplasm; plasma membrane; nucleus. The record is from RefSeq and is a predicted model, not a curated record. Gene Ontology annotation, biological process: protein phosphorylation. NCBI's taxonomy places the organism in Eukaryota, Viridiplantae, Streptophyta, Magnoliopsida, Fabales, Fabaceae.
CAUAUUCUUAACUUUUCGGAUGAAAAGUGAUGCAUUUACUAAAGACACAGUUAUAAUUAGAAUUUGAAUGAAAUAGGAGACAGAGAAAGCAGGGGAACAGGGAGAGAGAAAACGCUAUAAAAGGGAAAGAGGAGGAAAGAAAGGCACGUAAAAAGAGAGAGGGGAAUGGAGGAGCUGAAACCACUGAAAGUGUUAGGGAAAGGAGCAAUGGGAACAGUGUUUCUGGUUCAACACAACACAGCCCACGUGGCACUCAAAGUGGUAGACAAAACCUCUUCAAUCCACGACGGGUCACGCCGAGCACGCUGGGAAAUGCAACUCCUAUCUCGCUUCUCGCACCCGUUCCUCCCCACCCUGUUGGGCUCCUUCGAAACCCAAAACCUAUUGGGCUGGGCCAUCCCAUACUGCCCCGGCUCCGACCUCAACAUCCUCCGUUACCGCCAAACGGAUCGCGUAUUCGCUCCCCCCGUUAUACGCUUCUACGUGGCGGAAAUCCUCUGCGCUCUCGAACACCUACACUCCAUGGGCAUCGCCUACCGCGACCUCAAACCUGAAAACGUUCUCAUUCAACAAUCCGGCCACGUCACCCUCACCGAUUUCGACCUCUCUCGAACCCUCACACCCAAAACCAUCACUCCCUCACACCACUCCAACAUCCCUGAUGACGACGCCCCCGGAAAACAUCGCCGCAAUUUUCGCUUCAUGUGGAUCCCAAUCCACGCCAAGCCCAAGCCCAAGCCCGCCCGAGUCAGCCCAGUCAGUCGACGCAGGCCGAGUUUCUCCAACGGCGAACGCUCCAACUCCUUCGUCGGCACCGAGGAGUACGUCGCGCCGGAGGUCGUCCGUGGCGACGGUCACGAGUUCGCCGUUGACUGGUGGGCCCUCGGAGUGCUCACCUACGAGAUGCUCUACGGCACGACGCCGUUCAAGGGGAACAACCGCAAGGAAACGUUUCGAAACGUGCUUUUGAAAACGCCUGAGUUUAUUGGGAAGAAAUCUGCGUUGACGGACCUCAUCGCGAGGUUGCUUGAGAAGGAUCCCACAAGAAGAUUGGGUUACGUUCGAGGCGCCAGCGAGAUCAAGGAGCACGAGUUCUUCAGAGGGCUUAAGUGGGACCAGUUAACGGAGGUUAUGCGCCCGCCAUUUAUUCCGUCCAGAGACGACGUUGUGUUGCCGGCGAAGCCGUUCACCGGUGGACUCGACAUAAGGGGAUACUUCCAGAGCUUGAAAUCUCCACCGUCGUUGCCCCCUUCGCCGUUACCGUCGCCGUCUGAUGCUGAGUUUGAGAGGAAUGCUUCUUUACCAGAAUUCUGACGCACGUGUGGGAGGGCAUGCUUGAGCCAGACCCAGUUAUUCUUUUUAGUAACUCUCCGAAAUUCUGAGUACAUAGAGAAUAACCGUACACCGAGAAGAAACGGCGCCGUUAGUGAAAUUACUUUGUACAAUAUCGUUAUAUAUAGUUAAAGAACUACAAAUAGAAUUGUACAAUACGAUUGUCUAUAUAUAGGUAUAAUCUUUUUGAUGUAUUACAUACGUAUACACCCAUUCUGCCCUACAUAUUUACCUUUUGGAAAAUAUUUUUUGAACUAUAUCAAAAUAGAAUACUUAAAAGUGCCU